Sinocyclocheilus grahami is the source of this 1465-nucleotide messenger RNA. Its product is annotated as regulator of G-protein signaling 7-like. The transcript is spliced from 14 exons. Gene Ontology annotation, cellular component: cytoplasm; neuron projection; plasma membrane. NCBI's taxonomy places the organism in Eukaryota, Metazoa, Chordata, Actinopteri, Cypriniformes, Cyprinidae. The record is from RefSeq and is a predicted model, not a curated record. Gene Ontology annotation, biological process: intracellular signal transduction; positive regulation of GTPase activity; G protein-coupled receptor signaling pathway. Gene Ontology annotation, molecular function: GTPase activator activity. Bases 53 to 1252 code for a protein of 399 amino acids.
GCAGUCAGUAAGCGCUUUCUUCUGUUUGUCAGGCUCUGAUAUUGUCCAGUGGAUGCAGAAGAACCUGAACAUUGAAGACCAAGUGGAGGCUCUUCAUCUGGGGACGCUGAUGGCGGCUCACGGUUAUUUCUUCCCCAUAUCAGACCACGUUCUCAUGCUGAAGGAUGACGGAACCUUCUACCGCUUUCAGACUCCGUACUUCUGGCCGUCAAACUGCUGGGAACCAGAAAACACUGACUAUGCGGUGUACCUCUGUAAACGAACAAUGCAGAAUAAAGCUCGUCUGGAGUUGGCCGAUUAUGAAGCUGAGAGUUUGGCGAGGCUGCAGAGAGCUUUUGCACGGAAAUGGGAGUUCAUAUUUAUGCAAGCAGAAGCACAAGCGAAAGUGGACAAAAAACGGGACAAGAUCGAGCGGAAGAUCUUGGACAGUCAGGAGCGGGCGUUCUGGGAUGUUCACAGACCUGUGCCUGGCUGUGUGAACACUACCGAAGCCGACAUAAAGAAAUCGUCCCGGAUGAAGCAGCCGCACAAAACACGGAAGUCGGUGUACGGUCUACAGAACGACAUCCGCAGUCACAGUCCGACUCACACAGCCGCACCGGAAGUGAAAGAGCCUACGGAGGACGAGCUUCGCAACCAGAUCCAGCUCUGGCAAACACAGCUAGACAGACACCGGUUAAAAAUGUCCAAAGUCGCCGAGAGCUUGUUGAGUUUCUCGGAGCAGUAUAUCGAGUACGAUCCGUUCUUCACGACGCCGGAGCCGUCGAACCCCUGGAUCUCUGAUGAUGUCACUUCCUGGGAGCUGGAGGCCAGUAAAGAAGCAGGGCAGCAGCGGGUGAAGCGCUGGGGAUUCUGCUUCGACGAGGUUCUGAAGGAUCCGGUCGGGAGAGAGCAGUUCCUCAGGUUCCUGGAGUCCGAGUUCAGCUCCGAGAACCUGAGGUUCUGGCUGGCGGUGCAGGAGCUGAAGAAGCGUCCGAUCCGGGAGGUUCCCAGCAGGGUGCAGGAGAUCUGGGACGAGUUUCUGGCUUCUGGAGCUCCGAGUGCCAUCAACGUCGACUCCAGGAGCUACGACAAAACCACGCAGAACAUCAAGGAUCCCGGCCGAUACGCUUUCCAGGACGCUCAGGAGCACAUCUAUAAACUCAUGAAGAGUGACUCCUACAGCCGCUUCAUCAGAUCCAGCGCCUACCAGGAGAUGCUGCAGGCCAAGAAGAAGGUAAAGCCUCUGAAGCGCCUGGAAACAGCCAUCUAAAUGUCCUCAUUCUGCUUCAGUUACUCCUGUGUUUAUUUCUGUUUAAGCCCUCGUCUCCCGUCACGAGGUGUCUGCCGCAUCUCGUUUGUUUUUCUUCUUCUGUUCUGUUCUGUUGUGUCUGUUUUGUUUUGAAGUGAUGAAACAGGAAGUGCUGAUUGGCUGGUUUUUCUGUGAUGUGAGAAGCAAGAAUCUUUUCUAGGGUCUGAAGCUCAG